GAAGCACAUCCACGGCUACACUCAGCGAAGCACAGCGGGACUGCUCUGAGAACCUUCCCUGUGCUCUUUUCCUUUCUCCUUUGCAUUUCUUUGCCGUCAUCAUUCUUACUUUUGCAGCAAAAAGUGUUUUCUUUACACGCUCAGGCUGGCAACCAUUGAUCCAGGCAUAAUGGAGUUAUCACUGAUGUCAGCACAGCAUUUUCCGGCUGUGAGCGGGGCCUUCAUGGAUUCUCCGUACAACGGCAAUACGUCCUUGCAGACGUCCACGUCCAACCUCAACACCGGCUAUUCGCGACCCUCAGAAGCAGAGGAUGAUGGGAAAGUGUCCAGUGACACCAUUUGGCUGUGGAUUGCUGUGCUGGCAACCAUUGGGAACAUAGUGGUGGUGGCUGUGGUUUGUGCCUGUGCCUUCUGACAGAACGGAGGACGAGUGGAGCUAAAACUGCUGCUGCUGCUGCUGGACAUGGGAGACCUUGUAUAUCCUGGAAAUAUAUUUUUCUUCAGAAAUGAUGUAAAAUAGCCUUACUUUUAGAUGGACACCAUGGAUUUUUGGAAAUGCCAGCUUUAAUUUAAGGUUUGCAAGGGAAUUUGCAUGGGAUUCUUCAUUCAAGUUUUUCACUCAUUUGUUUAAAACAACUACCAGAAUGAAAUGAUGAGCUGAUUGUGACUUUUCUGUUCAGUUGUACAUCCCAACAACUAUAAGAGAAAAGCCACAAAACAAAGAUUACCAAUGGUACCAAUGGGAUUUUACCACUGGGGAAACUGGGCAAUGCCAAACCGACCAAAUUCAGACCACAAACAUACAGAAGCCAUGCAUGUAUAUAGUUUGGUACAUUUUAUCUAACUAAACAUUAAUAAAACUACCCUGCACAUAUUUAGCGUCUUAAAUUAUCCAAGUGAAACCUACACAUUACAGUUUGUUCUAUGUUACUUUCAUGUCAUACGUAGUUUAAAUACAAUCCUGCUGUAGACUUUGUACUGGUUAUUACUGGAGAGCUUAGUUUAAGUUACAUUUAAUGCAUUCAUAACUCUUAGCUUGUUAACCACCAAAGAAACUAGAUACUACUACAUAGAAAGUGAUCAUAAUUCAGCAUUUGUUUCUUUGUGUAUAACCUGUUUAAAAUGUAUUAAAACACAUGACUAUGA
Molecule: messenger RNA, 1146 nt
Organism: Amphiprion ocellaris (clown anemonefish)
Lineage: Eukaryota; Metazoa; Chordata; Actinopteri; Pomacentridae
Exons: 2
Coding region: 170-415 (81 amino acids)
Source: RefSeq, a predicted model, not a curated record